CGCUUGGGCGCGCGGCGGCGCGAGUGGCCGCCUGGGACCCGGCUCAGGUGCAGACCGACCUCACCCCCUCAGGCUCUGAGGGCGGAUGAUUGCGUCACUAGGAGCAACAACUCCGCGUUUGCAUCCUUCUCCGGCUUCUGACGUGCUGCCCUGACGCCAUAGCCCCGAGGGGGCGGAGGACAGGGUUGGGAGCUUUGAGGACCUCAUGGAGCCCAGAGGGACCAAGAGGAAGGCUGAGAAGCCCGAGGUGGCACAGCCUUGGGCCAAGCUCCCGCGCUCGGCGCUGUCGCUGCGCACGGAACCCUCUCUCUACUCCGGAGCCUUCCCUUUCUACCGGCGCCCGUCCGAGCUGGGCUGCUUCUCGCUGGACGCACAGCGCCAGUACCACGGCGAUGCCCGAGCCCUCCGCUACUACAGCCCGCCCGCCGCCCACGGCCCGGGCCCCGACUUCGACCUCAGAGACGGGUACCCUGAGCGGUACCAGCCCCGGGACGAGGAGGUCCGCGAGAGGCUGGACCAUUUGCUCCGCUGGCUGCUGGAGCACCGGAACCAGCUGGAGGGGGGUCCAGGCUGGCUGGCAACGGCCACGGUGACAUGGCGAGGGCACCUGACAAAACUGCUGACCACACCGUACGAGCGGCAGGAGGGCUGGCAGCUGGCGGCCUCCCGGUUCCAAGGGACACUGUACCUGAGCGAGGUGGAGACCCCGGCCGCUCGGGCCCAGAGGCUGGCGAGGCCUCCGCUCCUCCGGGAGCUCAUGUACAUGGGCUACAAAUUCGAGCAGUACAUGUGCGCAGACAAGCCUGGAGGCUCCCCGGACCCCUCCGGGGACGUGAACACCAACGUGGCCUUCUGCUCCGUGCUGCGCAGCCGCCUGGGGACCCACCCGCUGCUCUUCUCCGGGGAGGUCGACUGCCUGAACCCGCAGGCGCCGUGCGCGCAGCCCCCGUCCUGCUACGUAGAGCUCAAGACGUCCAAGGAGAUGCACAGCCCUGGCCAGUGGAGGAGCUUCUACAGACACAAGCUGCUCAAGUGGUGGGCCCAGUCCUUCCUCCCCGGGGUCCCGCACGUCGUCGCCGGCUUCCGGAACCCAGAGGGUUUCGUCUGUUCCUUAAAGACCUUCCCUACCAUGGAGAUGUUUGAAACCGUCAGGAAUGAUCGAGAAGGCUGGAAUCCGUCGGUGUGCAUGAACUUCUGUGCUGCCUUCCUUAGCUUCGCCCAGAGCGUGGUAGUCCAGGACGAUCCCAGGCUUGUCCACCUCUUCUCCUGGGAACCCGGUGGCCCUGUCACCGUGUCUGUCCAUCGGGAUGCACCCUACGCCUUCCUGCCCUCGUGGUAUGUGGAAGCUAUGACCCAAGACCUCCCGUCACUCUCAAAGGCGCCCUCCCCCAAGGACUGAGGACACACAAGUCUGGGCUCUGUGCAGAUAAUAAAGGCGUGUUUCUAA
Messenger RNA from Apodemus sylvaticus (European woodmouse), 1447 nucleotides. It is a transcript of the gene Dxo, whose product is annotated as decapping exoribonuclease. Gene Ontology annotation, molecular function: mRNA 5'-diphosphatase activity. The record is from RefSeq and is a predicted model, not a curated record. The coding region runs from base 206 to 1399 and encodes 397 amino acids. Gene Ontology annotation, cellular component: cytosol; nucleus. The transcript has 6 exons. Lineage: Eukaryota; Metazoa; Chordata; Mammalia; Rodentia; Muridae. Gene Ontology annotation, biological process: NAD-cap decapping; nuclear-transcribed mRNA catabolic process.